AUGAGUACGCAGGACGACGUGCCGGAGAUCGUAGCAGAGUUUCCAGCGCCUCCAAACUACUUUGUACUAUAUACGGAAGGUGUAGAGUACGGUCCUGAACCACCACAACCUAUGAAACCAAUGUAUCAUAUGUUUGGAUCGCCCUACAGUACACAGGACGUAGUACCCGACUUGCUACAGCCAGGAAAGAAAUUGUACGCGUCGGAGGGUAAUAAUGAGAACGUGUCGGUAGAUUAUAAAGCACAAAUGAAGAAGAUCAAUCACUCGCUACUCGCCAAUUUUGUAGAGCUCGUGGAUAUUCUCAUUAAGAAGCCGUCCAUGUUCAAUGAAAAACUGGAUGAGGUAGAGCAGCUGUUCCUUAACAUGCACAACCUCAUUAACGCCUUUCGGCCGCACCAAGCGCGCGAGACUGUGAUCCAGAUGCUCAAGACACAGAUACAGGAACGGAGAAAUGCUGUGCGCGAUAUUCGCCGCACAAUUGAUGAGUCGAGGCAAGCAGUAGAGCGCGUGCAUGGCGAGCUGCACGAAUCAACGGAUGACGCAGCUGCCACGGACCGAGUCUCUGCUGCUGCUGGAAUUGAUGACGACGUCAAGAUGAAAAGUGUUGACAGAUUGGCUAUCGCAGGAAACAGAGGAGAUCGUAUAAACGCAUGUGGGACCGUUGGUGCAGCGACGUCCACACCUUUACAACAGGAGCAGACAAUUAAUACUUGCAAGGCACGAAAAAUGCAAGAGCAGUUCUUUUCAGCGCUAGAAGCUGCGAUGAACUAA
This is a messenger RNA of Peronospora belbahrii, 771 nucleotides long. The record is from the annotation of a GenBank genome assembly. NCBI's taxonomy places the organism in Eukaryota, Oomycota, Peronosporomycetes, Peronosporales, Peronosporaceae.